Acytostelium subglobosum LB1 is the source of this 357-nucleotide messenger RNA. RefSeq lists its product as hypothetical. Bases 1 to 357 code for a protein of 118 amino acids. The record is from RefSeq and is a predicted model, not a curated record. The transcript is spliced from 4 exons. Gene Ontology annotation, molecular function: heme binding. Lineage: Eukaryota; Evosea; Eumycetozoa; Acytosteliales; Acytosteliaceae. Gene Ontology annotation, cellular component: NADPH oxidase complex. Gene Ontology annotation, biological process: superoxide anion generation.
AUGGCAAAGUUCAAAUUGGGUAACUGGGCUGCGAUGAUUGUACUAUGUACUUCAUAUAUAUUGGUAGCAGUUGGUAUCAUGGCAACAUUCUAUCCAAGACAGUUUAUUGGUAUAUAUGCAAUUAUUAUAGGAGUAUUGUUGUUCCCUUUGACAUGGGGAUUCAAGUUCUUAGGUCCACUGCGAGCGAUAUUCCAACAAUAUAUUGUAGCGGCUAUUCUAUGUCUGGUACUGAGCGCACCAUGUUUCUUUGAAGUACCAACAGUGAUUGGUGGAGCAUGUUUGGUUAUUGCGAGUCUCAUCUAUGCCAUAUCAGCAUUCAUUGGAGAGAAGGGCGAUUACUUUGACAAGAGUGCAUAA